GGCUUAUCUGUACUUCGCAUGAGAUCAAAACGUGUACUCGACCUUCCUCUCAACAUCAUCGCCGAAACGAACGAUUUACUGGUGGUUAAUAAGCCUCCAUCUUUACCUGUGCAUGCAUGUGGCCAGUACGCUAUACAUACAGUGUUGGGCCAACUUCGAUAUAACCACAAUCGAUCUGGGCUUCGAGUUCUGCAUCGCUUAGACAGAACAACUUCAGGUGUGCUGUUGUUCGCAAAAAAUUACGAAACCGAUGUUGAGGUAUUCUAUCUGAGAAACUGGGCUAAUCAAUAUCUCUCUCACAUGAUCACAGAAUUUCUCCAAUUCUUUUCCAGCGAAGAGGUCGAAUGUAACGAACCUAUUGGUGUUUUGGUUAUUAGUAUGGGCAUUCAAUGUGUGAGAGCCGAUGGAAAACCAGCUCGAAGUCUAUUCAAGAAGUUAUGGUCCGAUGGCAAACGUUCUGUGCUCUCUGUGAAAUUGUACACGGGUAGAACCCAUCAAAUUCGUGUGCAUGCUCAAUUUCUAGGUUAUCCCAUCGUUGGAGAUCAGCUAUACAAUUCCACCGUUUGGGGUCCUCAAAAAGGAAAAGGAGCGGAGUACUGCAAGUCAUAUAGCGAGUUAUGUGAUGAUGUACGUAAUGCUCAUAAGUGUUCCAAUUGGCACGAAACUAUUGAUCCGGAGUACGAGUUAAGGAUGGCAAAAAUGGCAGACGAAGAGGUAACAAUUCCUGCAACAAUCCACGUACCAUCUGUCCUGGAUCGACCGCUUUACGACCCAAUUUGUUUGAACUGUAAUGUGGUGAAGAGGGAGGUUCCACGUGAUCACUUCCAACUCUACCUUCACUGCCUUCGGUAUUCAACAGAGAAGUGGAGCUACAGUACACCAAUUCCAGAAUGGGCAAUUGAUGCAGAACAGUUGCCUAGCAUGAAACAUUGUGAUUUUCUUGGUAUUUAG
Messenger RNA from Angiostrongylus costaricensis, 951 nucleotides. The record is from the annotation of a GenBank genome assembly. Lineage: Eukaryota; Metazoa; Nematoda; Chromadorea; Rhabditida; Metastrongylidae.